Octopus bimaculoides (California two-spot octopus) is the source of this 1339-nucleotide messenger RNA. Its product is annotated as cysteine-rich venom protein LEI1. Lineage: Eukaryota; Metazoa; Mollusca; Cephalopoda; Octopoda; Octopodidae. The record is from RefSeq and is a predicted model, not a curated record.
AGGCAGGGUGGUGGCACUCUCGGUUAUCGACCAUUUCCUUUGCCCACACAUGUUCAAAAUUUAUUGGACAUAUUAUUCUUUUCAUCUUCAACUGCAAAAUUGCUACAAGUAGCACCACUGGCCAACAUAGUUCACGUCUAGUACUACAAGAGUAUUCUUGUCAUCUAUCUGAAGAAAAGUUUACUGUUGCACAAUCAAGAAAACAACGAUGUUACUUCUAUCUGUUUGUUUUAUUUUCUUCCUUCUUACAUCUGCAUCUGCUCAAGUCAGGCGCAAACCAGGAACUGGUCGUCAGUUGUUGGACAAAAGAGACCAGAUGAUACGACUCCCUGAGGAUGGUUCUUUACCAGAAGCACUUCGAAGACGUGGAGUGUUUGGGCAAUUGUCAAGGUCGAAAUUUCGACCUUUCGAGAAAGGACGUAUUUUGGCGACUCACCAGAAAUAUCGAGAAGCUAUCAACGGUGCCAAUCUAUUAUUAAUGGAAUGGGAUGAAUCCCUUGCUUCUUUAGCCCAAGGCCAAGCUGACCGAUGUGUUUUUGGACCAGGCAACCUCUUCUUUCUGAACGGGACAAAUGUUGGUCAGAAUUCAGUUGCAGUACAAGGAAAAUUAAAGCCAGAAGAAAUAGUGGAAAUAUUCCAGUCUCAGUCUUCAAACUAUAUUUAUUCAACAAAUAGUUGUAGGAAAGGUAAAAACUGUGAAGCAUAUACACAGUUAAUAUGGUAUGAAACUAAUAAAGUUGGUUGUGGUCAACAGUUCUGUGAUAGUCUUCAAUUUUCUGAUGGUACCACAGAAAAACAAUGGUGGAUAUAUGUAUGUGAUUAUUCCCCACCUGGAAAUUAUCCAGAACACCCAUUCUUUCCAUCAACUUAUGAAGCAUGUGAGCUCUGCAACUUAAGUCCAGGAACUCGCUGUUUACGAAAUCAAUGUAAAUAUUGUGACCCAGGACUGGAACCUGACUGCCGACCCUUUAAUUUCACACUUUGCCGUUCUGACAAAGACCCCUGUUGCCAAAAUUGGGAUCGCCAGUUCUGUAUACCUGAUACAGCUUACUUCAAUUAUAUGGCACUUAAUUGUGGUGCCACUUGUGAUUCAUAUAUGUGUUUGUUUUAAUGAAUAUUCCACGAGGACAGACAAUAUACAGCUAGAAAUAACCCAGUGAAAUACAUAACUUGAAGUAACCCAGUGAGCAUAUAGCAAGUGAACAAACUGCUUUGACUGGAUUAAUUUGAAAUUGAACCCAUAUACUCUUUGUAAACAUACUCAUCAACACACAUUCUUAACAUCCCACUGUCUGCCAAAACAUCGAACGUCAAACAAAAUAAUUAUCAAAUAAAAGUA